GCCAGAGAUCCGCUCGGGCAAAACAUCGAGAAAUUUUAACAUUUGAGGAUGGUGCGACAGUUGCUUCUCAUUUUCUCAGGGUUGUCCGUCUGUCUGUGUACUAAACUCCUCCGGGAGUACUACUUUGUAAACAGCUCGAAGACAUGGGCCGAAGCUCAGAAAUACUGCAGGAGCAUGUUCAACGACUUGGCCACCGUGGAAUACCAGGACGACAGCGACGAGCUGUGGAGCGUCCUCCCAGACAGCGAUCGGUAUGCGUGGAUUGGCCUGCACGAUGACCCCAGCAGGUGGAAGUGGUCAAAGGGAGACGAAGACUUCAAUAGCAGAGUAGAUUACAAAAACUGGAGAGACGCUCAACCAGACAGCAAACAUUCCUCGCAGGCAUGCGUGUUGAUGGCCUAUAAUGGGAAAUGGUAUGACAGGAGCUGCGAGGCAAAAAGAAACGUACUCUGCCUUAACGAAAAAAGAGGCUCCAGGUUCAUUUCAGUUGAAACCAAGAUGACGUGGGAAGAAGCCAAGAACUACUGCCGGUCCAAAUACACAGACCUGGCUGUUGUGCGGAACAAGGAGGAAAAUAAAGAAAUUACCAGCCUGAUACGAAGCAAACACUGGAUCGGCCUCUACAGAGAGGUGUGGUCCAGCUGGUCUGACCAGACCCCAGCCUCUUUCACCAACUGGGCCCAAAGCCAGCCCAACACCAACACCAGCACCGCAAUGUCGUGCGCGGCGGCGGACGCCCCCACGGGGUCCUGGUGGGACGUCGACUGUGAUGAACAGCAUCCUUUCAUCUGCCAAAAUGUGUCUCUUCCACCAGUCAGGAAACAAACCACGUUCAGGCUGAAGUUCAAGCUCGAGGCCAACAUCACUCGCCGCCUCCUGAAGGAGCAAAUCUUGAAGCAGUUGCAGGAAACGCUGGAGACGAAUGAAGGAUCAAACGUCACGCUCCACUGGAAUGAGAGAGAGGGGGAGGUUUUCCAGGGCCAAAAAAAGGAUAAAGGUUGGGGAUGCUGAGGUGGUGAUUGUGCUUCAGUCUUCUUUGAUCAACAUCCGUAUUUACUCCUGUAUGCCAUGGUUUCAUAUCGCGUCUACAUGACAACAUUUCAAGUGAAAAAUAAUCAUUUUUUAAAUUUUGAUUAGAAAACUUUCUCAUUCAAGCAUUUUAAAUAUGAUGUAAUUAACACGACAAUCCACAAGUUGGCGCUGUUUGUUGUUUUUGCAAUGGAACCACACACUUGCACAGAGAACAAUAGGCUAUAAACAUGAUCAAGAGCGAGUCCACAGAUGACCAAGUCAGUGGUUUCACACUUUCAGCUCAUCUGUUGCUUUGCACAGUUUGGAGAAGAUAUUCCCCAGAUUCUAUCUGCACGCUGUUAGUUUGAAAAAUGAAAACAUGUUUUUGUUUGUGGUGAAUUUUAAUGUUUCAUGAGUCUCAUUUCUAAGUCCUUUGAAAAGUCUUGUGAAGCUUGAUGUUUUGGCUGCAUUCCUCUGGCUUUAAAGCGUGUGAUCGGGAACCAGAGCGGACGAUCAGAACCGCGUUCAUUACAGAAGAGUCUUCAUUUCAAAAGGGAUUUUCUCUUUGCGUGUGGUAAUA
Salarias fasciatus (jewelled blenny) is the source of this 1591-nucleotide messenger RNA. Its product is annotated as macrophage mannose receptor 1-like. Bases 49 to 1011 code for a protein of 320 amino acids. The transcript has 6 exons. The record is from RefSeq and is a predicted model, not a curated record. Lineage: Eukaryota; Metazoa; Chordata; Actinopteri; Blenniiformes; Blenniidae.